UUUUCCAGACCGAUCGUGUUAUGGCCUGUGCAGUUUGUGUCGAUUUUGACUCCAAUGCGAUCUCUUCGGAACAAACGGCCUCAGACACCCUAAAACAGUCAGUUGAAGACUCCUCGCCUCCUCCUUCUCCUUUACUGAGGAAGAACUCGCUGGAGCUUGAUCAGCCUGUCCUACAGAGUAGACGUCGGAGACUCCGUUGGCUCUGGAGUCGAACAGGGAAGCGUGAAGACUGCCGAACGCCUACAGACGAAAUUCUCUCACCGGGAGAGCUAGAGAGAAGGUUCUUAGCAAGAUACGAAGAUAGGAUUCCGUCUUCGGCAUCUCCUUCGCCGUCAAGGAUGGCGGACGAAGAGGACGAGUUGGAGUUCGAAGAGUUCGGCGGUUGGGGAGCGGAUGCGCCGGUCAACCGUCCCACGGCUCCGGGGCCGGAGCGGCCUCACGCCCCGGAACCAGGCAUGUCUCCCUCGCCCGAACCCGUCUCCGCUUUCGGUCCUCCUCGGCCCGAGCCUCCACCUCCCAUGGAGAUCGACGGCAUGCCUGAACCCACACAGGUCCCGGAGGUAGCACAGGCCCCGGAUGUUGCACAGGCCCCGGAUGAAGCACAGGUCCCGGAUGAAGCACCCAGUACACCUGCUGAGACCGAGGCUCCAGCUGAAACACCCCCAGCACCUGCUGAAGAACCUUCUCCACCAGUAUCGGAGGAAUCACCUGUACCUGAAGACACUAGACCCCCUCCUCUUGAGGAACAGCCUGCCGAAGAGCCGGAAAAGAAGGAAGAGAAGGAUGAAGAGAUGGAGGAGAUGGACGAGGUCGCAGGAAUCUAUGAGGCUAAACAAAAAGAAGAGGAGGAGAAAAGGAGAAAGGAGGAAGAAGAAAAGGGAGAAGACAAGCUGUGGAAGACCAGGGAGGACUUGAAGAUGGAACUGCUUGAGGCCGCAGUUACCGGAGACAUCAUGACUGUGAAGGACAUCGUACAGCGGGGGAUAGACAUCAACGGUGGAGACGAGUUCAACAGGAACGCCCUACACAGGGCAUCUUGCGAGGGACACGUUCGCAUCGUCAAACAUCUCGUCAGCAACGGCAUCAAGCUGGAUAGUUCAGACAAGCUUGGAAGCAGCGCUCUUCACUGGGCUACCAGGUUCGGCCGUCACGCCAUCGUGGACUACCUUAUCGACAAUGGCGCUAAGAUCAACGCCAAGGACAGGAGCGGUGCCACACCGUUGCACGUGGCCGUCCGUGUGGGCUGGUGGCCUGACAUGGUGGAGAAGCUGUUGGACCGUGGGGCGGACAUCAACUGUAAAGACUGGGAAGGAGACACGCCCACCCACGACGCAGCAAGAAUGGGCAGAAACAACAUCCUGCGGAUCCUCAUCAAAAGAGGGGCUGAUAUCAAUCAGAAAAACUUUGACAAAAGCCAGCCGUUUGACAUGACAAAGGAGUGGCAGCUGGAGACAAGGGACUGUCUGACAACAGCGAUGGAGGUCGGCAAGCUCAAGGAGCUGAUGGCAAGGAAGGAUAAGGAGUUGUCUUUGAACCAACGCUGAGAAAUAUUUGAAAAAAAUGACAAGCUUCCUCACAGGUCAAGCUCGGCAGGGUAUUGUGGGUAAGGUCAGAGGUUAUGGCUCUUCCACGUGGCCAGACCGUCUUGAAAAUUGGCUAGGUGCCAUAAACUUUGACCUUAGACCAGAAUGCAUCACGACUACAUGCUCACUCGGAACUGUGAGGUGACAUACACAGUAUGAAAUUCCCAGCAUGCUUUAAACUAAAUUUACUGGUGCUGGCCAAUAGUGGUUUUUACAACAAAUCACACAUUCUUUACUUUGCUCGGUGUCCGAAUGAAAGGGAACUUGUAAAAGAAUAUCAUAAACGGACGCAGUACUGUACAACUAAGAUGUUUUAUCAUCUUCGUCCUGAGAUAGCAUUUAUGUAAAAUGUGUUACAUAUUUGCCAAAAGGCCAUUGAAAUUCAAGUAAAAUGAGCAUUCAAGCCGAUAGGCCACAUAUUUCCACAAUCCCUGGAAAUUAUUUUAGUUUUUGUAACAUUUAAGAAGUACUUAGUACUGUAAAACACCAAACACCAAAGAGAAUGUUUUAAGAUGAAGAUAGAAGGUUUGUCCCUUGCUACAUUGAAAGAUAUGCCUCUAAAGAAAGUGUCUCAUUCAAACCAUUUGAAGUAAUGUCCAAUGCAAGCGGUAUCACUACAAAGAAAAUGCAACUUUUGUUUUAAAAUGUAUCACGAUAAUUUGAUUUUCGAUUUAUGAUGUUUUGAAGCAUGGAAGAGGAAGUUUUUGUCGACAGUCCAAAUGCAUUCAGAUUAGAGGUACUAAAUGUAUAAUUUACUUUUGAUGCACGAUUCUUACCAAGAAGCCACAAAGCCAACAAUGUGUCACUUUAAACUCGACAAUAAAUGCCAUUGUCAUGAAGUAUUU
This is a messenger RNA of Branchiostoma floridae (Florida lancelet), 2428 nucleotides long. Its product is annotated as ankyrin repeat domain-containing protein 1-like. The record is from RefSeq and is a predicted model, not a curated record. Gene Ontology annotation, cellular component: nucleus; cytoplasm. Bases 21 to 1544 code for a protein of 507 amino acids. Gene Ontology annotation, molecular function: protein binding. The transcript is spliced from 8 exons. NCBI's taxonomy places the organism in Eukaryota, Metazoa, Chordata, Leptocardii, Amphioxiformes, Branchiostomatidae. Gene Ontology annotation, biological process: innate immune response.